UUACGCGUUCUGCCGUUCGCCUUGUGGUCCCUCUCCUUUUGCGGCGGGGAGGCGGGCUUUGCGGCUGCCCGGGGCAACACAGGCGGUGGACAGGCCCGCACGACGGCGGAGCGGGGAGGUCGGGGAAUCCCGGCGUUCCAGCUCCCAGUGCCGGGAUGGGCCGAAUCACGGGACUGGUGCCCUCCCGCUUCCUGACCUUGGUGGCCCAUCUCGUCAUCGUCAUCACCAUGUUCUGGUCAAGGGAAAUCAACGUCCGGGCCUGCCUACCUCCUGUCUUUACCCGGGAGGAGUAUGACAGCCAAGACCGGCAGUUGGUGAUUGCUCUCUCCGUCACCCUUGGUCUCUUCGUGGUGGAACUGGCCGGAUUUUUCUCCGGCAUCUCCAUGUUCAACGGCACUCAAAGCCUCCUCUCCGUGGCUGCCCACGGCAGCGCCUCCGUCUCCCUGUCCUUCUUCAUCUUCGAGCGGUGGGAAUGCGUCACGUACUGGUACAUCUUCGCUUUCUGCAGGAUGGCUCAGAAGGAGAAUGCCUACCCUGGACCCUUUUCCAUCUCAAAGUCCGGCCUGAACAUGCUGCCCCAAAGGGCGCCCUACAAGGAGUCGGCCACCCCGUCCUCCGCUCUCCUCCUGGGCCGCACCAAGACCGCCCUGCAACUCUCCAGCGUCCAGCCCCCAGCAGGCCCCGGCCGGGUGGUGGUGACGGAAGGCGGCUCCGUCAAGCCGACACUCCCUGAGCGGCACUUCACCAUCGACGACUUCGAGAUCGGGCGCCCGCUGGGCAAGGGCAAGUUUGGGAACGUCUACCUGGCCCGCGAGAAGCAGAGCCAGUUCAUCGUGGCCCUCAAGGUCCUCUUCAAGUCACAGAUGGAGAAGGAAGGCGUGGAGCACCAGCUGCGCAGGGAGAUCGAAAUCCAGUCCCACCUGCGCCACCCCAACAUCCUGCGCCUCUACAACUACUUCCACGACCGGCGCCGGGUCUAUCUGAUCCUGGAGUAUGCCCCCCGCGGGGAGCUCUACAAGGAGUUGCAGAAGAGCCACCAUUUUGACCAGCAGCGAACGGCCACGAUCAUGGAGGAGUUGGCUGACGCCCUCCAGUACUGCCACAGGAAGAAGGUGAUCCACCGGGACAUCAAACCCGAGAACCUGCUCGUGGGCCUCCGCGGCGAGCUGAAAAUAGCCGACUUCGGCUGGUCCGUCCACGCCCCCUCCCUCAGGCGGAAGACCAUGUGCGGGACGCUGGACUACCUGCCCCCCGAGAUGAUCGAGAGGCGCACCCACAAUGAGAAAGUGGACCUGUGGUGCAUCGGCGUGCUGUGCUACGAGCUACUGGUGGGCAGCCCCCCCUUCGAGAGCUGCUCCCCCAACAAGACCUACAACCGCAUCACGCAGGUGGACCUGAAGUUCCCCCCGUCGGUCCCCGCCGGGGCCCAGGACCUGAUCUCCAAACUGCUGCGGCACAACCCCGCCGAGCGGCUCCCUCUGGCCCGCGUCCUCGACCACCCCUGGGUGCGGGCGCACUCCCGCCGCGUGCUGCCCCCCGUCCACGGCCUCGCCCCCCCUAACUGAGCCUGACCCCCACCCCCUCCCCCCGGGGGGCGGGGGGCACGGGACGGCCCGUCCUCCGCCCCCUCUGUGACUGUUGUUGCUGCCUGGUUGUCCCCAUUCCUGCCGCCCCCGGCCUCACGGCCCCUCACCCCCCAACGAGAAUCUCUCUGUACUGUAUUCAAUAAAUGAUCAGCCGAG
Tachyglossus aculeatus (Australian echidna) is the source of this 1742-nucleotide messenger RNA. RefSeq names its product transmembrane protein 107-like. Gene Ontology annotation, cellular component: spindle midzone; spindle microtubule; spindle pole centrosome. Gene Ontology annotation, molecular function: protein kinase activity; ATP binding. The record is from RefSeq and is a predicted model, not a curated record. Bases 156 to 1565 code for a protein of 469 amino acids. Lineage: Eukaryota; Metazoa; Chordata; Mammalia; Monotremata; Tachyglossidae. The transcript has 13 exons. Gene Ontology annotation, biological process: protein phosphorylation; regulation of cytokinesis; non-motile cilium assembly.